Messenger RNA from Pseudogymnoascus verrucosus, 3128 nucleotides. RefSeq lists its product as uncharacterized. The coding region runs from base 525 to 3062 and encodes 845 amino acids. Lineage: Eukaryota; Fungi; Ascomycota; Leotiomycetes; Thelebolales; Thelebolaceae. Gene Ontology annotation, biological process: glucan catabolic process. The transcript has 3 exons. The record is from RefSeq and is a predicted model, not a curated record. Gene Ontology annotation, molecular function: beta-glucosidase activity.
AGCUACUAUUCUGCAGUUCUACUUUUGGACUGCCUAUCCUCUCCAUCCAUGCUACCUGUUGCUGUCAAAUCCAAAGUCAGUAUGGGUUUCUCACUGGGAUGUGCAUGAGAUGAAACGCCUCAUGGGACGGGCUGGUGACGAUGAUUACCGAUUGGGGAAACAUCGGAACCGUGGGGUAGAUCCGCACUAAGUAAAUAUGGAAGCUGGCAUCGCCGAAAGGACGAGGCGCGUCGCAUUUGUUUGUCUCGCUCAAAUCCCGGGGCUGUCAUCACACCACUCAGUGGUCAUUCCUUCAAUUUUUAGUUAUAAAUGGUGUGGGGACAACGCUACAAAUGGCACUCCAACGCAGCAUCCGAAACUCCGCGGUAUCGGUGGAUCGGCCCUGUGGCGGGGUUGAAUAUAACACGCCGAAACUAAGGCCGGAGAAGUUCCAGCUCGUGGGGGAAUAAAUAUCGUACUUCAAUGGCCCUUUCUCCUUCUUAAAAUACAUAAAUCAAUCCUACGGGCAAUAAUUACUAUACAGAAUGGCUCAAGAAAACACAGAACCACCGACGCCACCGUCGCCGAUUGAAACCCUCGACAUUGAGGCGGUACUCGCGAAGCUUAGUACAAGUGAGAAAGUUGAUCUCUUGGCUGGAAUUGAUUUUUGGCACACAAAGGCAAUUCCAAAGCAUGGAAUCCCCUCACUUCGGUUUACUGACGGGCCCAACGGCGUCAGAGGAACUCGAUUCUUCAACGGCGUGCCAGCAGCCUGUCUCCCAUGUGGUACCGCGCUUGGUGCAACAUGGAAUGUCCCACUGCUCCAGGAGGCAGGUACUCUGAUGGGCAAGGAAACCAUUGCGAAAGGCGCGCACGUGAUUUUAGGACCUACAGUGAAUAUGCAGAGAAGCCCACUUGGAGGAAGGGGAUUUGAGUCAUUCUCAGAGGACCCCGUGCUCGCAGGAAGCUCUGCUGCCGCCAUAGUUAACGGAAUCCAAGAGACCGGUGUCGUUGCUUCAAUCAAGCAUUUUAUCGCCAACGACCAGGAGCACCAGAGGAUGGCGGUUGACUCAAUAAUUACUGAGAGAGCACUGAGAGAGAUAUAUUUGCUUCCCUUCCAGAUUGCUGUUAGAGAUUCAAAGCCUGGUUCGUUUAUGAGUUCAUACAACAAGCUCGGCGGGACACAUGUUAGUGAGAAUCCUCGCAUCCUGGAUGAUAUUCUGAGGAAGGAAUGGGGAUGGGAGGGACUAAUCAUGAGCGACUGGUACGGGACAUACUCAACAAGCGAGGCGAUGAACGCAGGUUUAGAUUUGGAAAUGCCUGGUCCGUCGAGAUGGCGAGGACAGUUGGUGAAUCAUGCUCUUAUGGCCAAUAAGAUCUCAAAGCAAACUCUGGAUGCGAGAGUCCGCGAAGUUCUACGGCUCGUGAGCCGAGUUGCAAAAACCGGAGUCCCUGGGAAUGCCCCAGAGGGAUCGAGAGAUACCCCAGAGACAUCAGCACUCCUAAGGAAAAUUGGCGGGGAAAGCAUUGUUUUACUCAAGAAUGACAACAAGGCACUCCCAUUGGAUAAGUCUAAGACAGUCGCCGUUAUUGGUCCAAAUGCGAAGAUAGCAGCUUACUGUGGUGGUGGCUCAGCUACGCUACUCCCAUACUACGCUACAACGCCGUUCGAUGGGAUUGCGGCAAAGGCAAGUGAAACAAAAUACUCGGUGGGGUGCUACUCUCACGUCCUCCUCCCACUGCUUGGUCAGAAUCUGAAAACAGCGGAUGGAAAAGUUGGUGUCACAUUUAAAGCCUUUACCGACCCCGUUGAAGUCAGUGACCGAGAGCCGGUCGAUGUCAUCCACCUUGCUGAUACUUACAUGUAUCUCGUCGAUUAUUACCACCCGAAACUCACGGAAGAUCUCUACUGGACAGAGGUUGAAGGCUUCUUCACUCCAGAUGAGGACGGAGACUUUGAAUUUGGCCUGACAGUCCACGGAACCGGCAAACUUUUCUUGGACGACGAACUUCUGAUUGAUAAUGAAACGGUGCAGCGAAGCGGUGGAAGCUUCUUUAAUGUCGGUACAGUAGAAGAAGUGGGCGUGAAGAACCUCAAGGCUGGGCAGACUUAUAAAAUCAAAGUCGAAUACGCCAGUGGCGUCACCUCCAAGCUCUCAGAUUCUGACGGCGUUGUAUCGUUUGGAGGCGGUGGGAUAAGAAUCGGUGGCGCCAAAGUGAUUGACCCAACAGAGGAGAUUGAGAAGGCAGUAGCGUUAGCCAAGAGCGUCGAUCAAGUCGUGAUCUGCGCUGGCCUUAACAAGGACUGGGAGCAAGAGGGACAUGAUCGGGAGCACAUGGAUCUUCCCGGCCGCACGAAUGACCUGAUUUCUGCGGUUGCAGAUGCCAACCCUAACACAGUCGUCGUUAUCCAGUCUGGAUGCCCAGUCCGGAUGCCGUGGGCCGACAAAGUCUCGAGUUUGGCGCAAGCGUGGUAUGGUGGCAACGAGACUGGCAACGCCAUCGCUGAUGUGCUGUUCGGAGAUGUUAACCCAUCAGGAAAGCUGCCGCUGUCGUUCCCCGUUAGAAACGAAGAUAACCCCGCCUUCCUCAACUACCGAUCAUCGCAUGGCCGCGUCCUGUACGGCGAGGAUAUCUACGUAGGAUACCGCUUCUACGAAGCAACCCUGAAGGCCACACAGUUCCCAUUCGGACACGGUCUCUCGUACACCACCUUCCGCCUCUCCGAACUUGCGGUUACCAACGACGGGACAAACUUAACUGUGCAAGUGCUCGUUGAGAAUACUGGUGACAGAGAUGGGUCAGAGGUCGUGCAGGUGUACAUCGCGCAGCGUGCUCCUUGUGUCAAGAGACCCCUGAAGGAACUCAAGGGAUUCACAAAGGAGAAUAUUGCGGCUGGACAGUCGAAGGUCGUCACAGUCACUAUCGAGACGAAGUAUGCUACUAGCUACUGGGACGAGGAGAGGGAUACAUGGGUCUCGGAGAAGGAUACGUACGAUGUUUUGGUGGGGACGACUAGUGCAGAGACGCCGCUGAAGGCAAGCUUUGAGAUUGAAGAGUCGAAAUGGUGGCGGGGACUAUAGAGGUAGAGUAAGGGGCAUAUAGGUAGCUUUACGAACCAUAGGAUUCAAUUUAACGUAUUCAUGACA